Molecule: messenger RNA, 417 nt
Organism: Haliotis rubra (blacklip abalone)
Lineage: Eukaryota; Metazoa; Mollusca; Gastropoda; Lepetellida; Haliotidae
Product: beta-galactosidase-like
Exons: 3
Coding region: 1-348 (115 amino acids)
Biological process (GO): carbohydrate metabolic process
Cellular component (GO): vacuole
Molecular function (GO): beta-galactosidase activity
Source: RefSeq, a predicted model, not a curated record
AUGGGGCUGAAGGCCGACAGCGACACCAGCGAGACGCUUCUAACACCAUCCUUGUACAUCGGUGCAUUUGUGCUCCCAAGCUCACUGUCUCAGCCACUCGACACCUAUAUUGAUAUGAGACCCUGGCACAAGGGACAGCUGUUCAUCAACGGCAACAAUGUGGGUGGCUACUGGCCAUCCCUGGGGCCCCAGGUGACUCUGUAUGUCCCCCUGUCAUUCCUCAAGCCCCACCCUGCUUCCAACACAGUUCUAGCCUUUGAGCUGGAGUCAGCACCCUGUCCACACACAUGCACCAUUCGGUUUGUUGAUCAGCCAUUCAUCAACAAGACUGUGAAUGUAUUUGAUUGAUCUACCAUUCAUCAACAAGACUGAAUGUAUUUGAUUGAUCUACCAUUCAUCAACAAGACUGUGAAUGUA